Messenger RNA from Brassica rapa (field mustard), 5077 nucleotides. RefSeq names its product F-box protein PP2-B1. Gene Ontology annotation, molecular function: protein binding. NCBI's taxonomy places the organism in Eukaryota, Viridiplantae, Streptophyta, Magnoliopsida, Brassicales, Brassicaceae. The record is from RefSeq and is a predicted model, not a curated record.
AAAUAGUAGAUAAAAAUUAAGAUCCUAGAUUAAUAAUUAGAUUCAUGAUUUUAUGAAUCAUUUAAAUUUGCGGGAUAUAUUAGUGUCUUUUGGUACCUUCAUAGGUAAGAUAAACGCGUAUUAGGGGUAUUAUCGUAAUACCUCUUUUCUUUCUAGCCUUUGCAAGUCUUACACGAAACCGAUAUAUAAACAAACCAAACAUCCAUUUCGUGGCCAGGACAGAACAUCACAUCCGUGUCUAAAAUAUACUCUCUGUCUCUGACUUAAAAUCACAUCAGAUUCCAAAAUUUCAAAUUCGAAGAAAAACGAUAUGGAGCAAAUUCAAGUCGGCGGAGGAAGUAGCCGAAACGGCGCGGCGCGGUUGGAUACAUUGCCUGAAGAUUGCAUCUCGAUGGUGGUUUCUCAUACAUCGCCGCGCGAUGCUUGCGUUGUGGCUUCGGUUUCGAAAACGGUUAAGUCAGCGGCUGAAUCUGAUUUGGUUUGGGACAAGUUUCUUCCGCCGGAGUACUCAUCUCUUGUUCCUCCUCGAUCGCUAGAUUUCUCGUCGAAGAAGGAGAUUUAUAUGUCUCUCGCUGAUGAUUCCGUUCUGAUCGACGACGGCAAAAAGAGCUUUUGGUUGGAGAAAGCUAGUGGGAAGAAGUGUUACAUGUUAUCUGCGAUGGAUUUAAAUAUCGCAUGGAUUGAUCGUCCUCUUUAUUGGAAAUGGAAGAAAGAUCCUGAAUCUAAGUUUGAGAAAGUAGCGAAGCUUCGUCACGUGUGUUGGUUUGAGAUUCGAGGAAAGAUAAGUUGCGGAAUGCUGUCCAAGGGGACACAUUACUCUGUCUACGCAGUGCUCAAGAUAGGAGGGAGUGGAUCACGCGGGUUAGAUGACACGCCCAUGGAAGCUUUAGUCGGGUUUGUGGGGGAGGAAGCUGCUAGCAAAACGUUUGUGUUACUCGAACCAAAGGGUACGUACCCGCGCGGUGGUUACUCAAGUGGUUCGUUUAGAGAGGUUAGCACGGGGUGUUCAUGGAUAGAGAUUCCGGUGGAAGAAGUUGAAGAAGAGAGGGAGACUGAUGGGAGUGUGGAGGAGCCAAAGGAGAGAGGAGAUGGGUGGAGUGAAGUGAAGCUUGGGAAUUUUUACAACGGUGAUGGAGGUUGUGAUGAUGAUGGUAACAAGAUUGAGUUUUCUAUUAUGGGGACUGAGCAGGGAGAUUGGAAGAGUGGUUUGAUUUUCCAGGGAGUCGAGAUUAGGCCCAAGAAAGAAGGAGACUGAAGAAAUGGUGAUAGCUAAGUGAUCAAACAUCUGAUUUUAAGUAAUCAACAGAGUUUAAAGCUUUUUGUAUUGGCUGCUUACUGCUAGUAGACUUUAUUUUAUACAAGUUUGGAGUUUUUGAUAUGCAAAGUAAGAAGUUAAAAAUUAUUUCUUGUGUACCAAUGUUUGAAUGACAACAACUUAAUGUCAAAAAAGAUAAUUAAUAUAUGUUCAAGCUCCUUCAAAAUUUCUCAAUAACGUCUUUUAAUAUAUUCGAAAUUGAUUAAAUCUAAGAAACACAUUUUUAACCUCAUACUUGGGGAGAUUCCAGGCUUGCGUGCCAAGUUGGAAGGAUUAUUGAUAGCCACUACCAGACUAUUGGUCAGUCAGCGGCUGGACAAAGGGUGAGGCUUUAGGCUAUGUAGUUAUUUUGAUUUGUGGACAAAACAAAUUUCGGGCUUCUUGUUAUGAUUAUAACCAGCGAAGUAUAAGUAUAAAUAUCUCAUUAUUCAUAAAUAUCUCAUUAUUUUAAUGGGCUCUAAUUUACAACUUCAAGGCCUUUAUAAAAUUAAUUAUUGGCUAAAUUGGUCCUUACAAAGAUAAUCUUUACUUGUUUUCGCGAUUUAAGAAUUGUGCUCUGGUUUAAGUUGGAUUGCGUUGUUUGGUUCUUUCAAAUCCGUAUAUUACAUGUUGUGAAAUAAAUUAUUUAAUUUGUAGUAUAUUAAAAGACAACAAUAGAAGUAAGAACCAAUGGAUAUUGGCUCAACCACCCCCUUUGAACAUUUAUACAUGUAUGAGAGAAAUAUACAACUAAUUUGAACAUUUAACUCCUUUCUUAAUUUGUGUUUAAAAAUUUAGAAGGACAACUAAUUGGAAUAGAGAAAGAGAGUAUCUAUUAGUUUAACUGAAUUUCUUUGCGAUUUCAAAACCUAAUAAUUUAAAAAUGAUAUCUGAGAGAAUUGACAUUUAUACAUGUAUGAGAGAGAGAUUUUUUUGUCCGCAUCAUAUAUAAAUAUAGUGAUAAGCAUGAAAAUUACCAAGAAAUUAUUUUCACUUUCUCAUACAGUAAACAUCACACCAACAAAUGUGAAACAUAGAUCUGUUUUAAAAUUAAAAAAAAAAAUUAACAUGCUGAGGUUACCGGUCAUUCUCAUUCUGACCGAAUAAACUAUAAACUGAUAUAUAUCAUACAUUUCUUUACAUACUAUUGUCUCAAAUUAAAAUAAUAAUUUAUCACAUAUGACAAGAAAUAGUCUUACCAUCAUAUGUAAAUAGCUUUUAAGAAGACAAAACUCAUUGUUUAGGCACGAUCCAAUGAUGUUGGAGCCCCUUUGCUUUAUUAUUUUUCUCUAAGUAAAUUCCAUCAACUCUAACAAUCCAUGAACGUUUUUCACCACAUCGAAAUGACCUAGCUCCUCUGUAUGCGCGCCAUAUAAUUAGAGAAUUUUCCACUUUUUCUCCAUACCGUAAGAGGCAACGCCAUACAAUUCUUUUUGGUGAUAUUUUCUCGUUUACUAGAAUUUGAUAUAUAUCAUUGACUUUUACCUCAUGGAGACGUUCAAUUAUGUUUGUGUUGGUUGAGCAAUUAACUUUGAGAAUGCUACCUGGAUUAAGUUUAUUUUGAAACUCUAAAGUGUUUGGUUUACACGAAAUACCUUCAUUCAAACCAAAACACAUAGCAAUAACUAGCACAAAUAUGAGGUAUUUCAUCUUUUUAUCUAAAAUAUUUGUUGAAAAGGAUCAUUUCAUAGACGUUAAAGUGGAAUAUAUUUAUAGAUUUUUGUAAACAUGCUUUAAUAUCUUAUUAACUAUUAAAUAGUAGUGGCUAAAAUUAAACACAUUUAUGAACCAAUCAAAUUAUGUGGUCGGAAAUACAUUUGAGAUCGAUAAAUAAGGUGAAUUAAAUAAUAUUAGACCAAUUAAAGUAAGCAUGCAAAUUAGUGCUGGCCAGAAAAACUAAAGAAAAUCAAACAAAAAAAUAAUACACUCACGGUAUUUAAUCUAAUUAUUUUCAAAGUAAAAUUUUCCAAUUUUCAAUAGAAGAAAAUAAAAAUUUGAUAUCUCUGUCUAGCACGACAAUAUUUUGAGCAUUUUUAAUUAUUUAAUUUAUAAUUAUGAACAUUUAUUGUUUAUAUUAAUAUUUUAUCUAAACUAGUACUAUCAAUAAAAAAGAAUGUAAUAAUUUCAGCAAGAUUUCAUGUAAUAUUUCAAAUUUGUAUUUUAUUAAAAGGUAUUUUAUAGACAAUAAAAUACAACAAAUGUAGCUAAAAUAAAUAAUGAAUUUCAUGUCUAAUGAUGAUAAAAAAUAUAUUUCCUUCUUCCCCAUAAAACAAUUAUACAAAAAAAUGUUUUCUUCACGCGUCAUCUUCGUUUUGUUCAUAGGGUUAGUGUUGGAACUGUUUUUUGGACAAAUGGCUAUGGUCAAUAUUCCGGUAAAUUUUUCGAGCAAUUUGAUUGUCGAAAUGACCGGAUUGUGGAAUCGUAGGAUUCAUUGUUAUGAGCACUAUGGUAUAGUGUAAUCAUAUAUCAAAAACGAAGUUCGUUUGAAUGAGAAAUGAAAGUCUAAAAUAGAUUAUUUGUAAAAUAUCUAUAUUAGAAUUGUGAGGUAAGAAACCUCUUGUGUUUAAAAUGGAGAAGUUAUAACAAAGUUAUAAAAAAACUUUAUAGACACUUUGGUGUAUUAUAAAAAGAGAUAUUUGGGCUGGAUCAAGUUUUGGAAUUAAUCAAAUAAGAUUAAUCUUGUUAGCCCAAAUUCAUUUGCCAAUCAUUUAGAAAACUACUUGAAAAGGGAAUAAGACAAAAGAAAAUCUAGACUUUAACUUACGAUCUUAGCUUAAUAAUGUUUUUCUUCUUUCCAAAUGAGUAUGUUCUUCACAAUAUUGAGUUAAUGAGUUCAGUAUGUCAAAACUAUUAGUAAUAACGAUGUUAUGCAUGUCGUUUGUUUGUUUGUUGGGUCUAGACAUUGUCCACGUAACAUAUUAGUUUUUCUUUCUUACCAAUUUAAUUUGGAAAGAAAUUAACAUAUAGAUGUUUAUAUAAAUGUAGUUUUUAUUCAGAUAAAAAUCGAUUCUUAUUUUCAACAUUUUUCUAAAGGAUUUUAUUCAGAUUUGUUAUUGGGUGAAUCCCUAUGGUGAAUCUCUAGGUUCACUAAUCAAUAGUAUUUUGUUAUUUUAUAUUCCAUAUCAUUUAAAAAGAAACAAAAUAAUAAAAAUUUGUAAUUGUUAAGAAAUAAUUAAAAUAUUUUUAACGCCGUCAGCAAAACACUAAUCUCUAAACCCUAGGAUAAACCCUAGGAUAAACCCUAAAUACUAUUUUUUUUUGUGUUUAGGGUUUACUCAAGUUAAGAUUUAUGAUUUAAGAUUUAUCUAAAGAUUUAUGCUUUACCCAAAGAUUUAUGCUUAUCCAAAAGCCUUAUUUAGAAACUCGUUACGCGCUACGCGUGCAACACACACAGACCUAGCGAUUUAUUGGAAAAGCGGGAAAAAUCGGAGAGUACGCAGGGAAGAAUUUUUUGUACUUUCAUAUAUAAAUAUCACAUUUUAUAAAUAUAAUACAGAAAAAUUUAUAUAGUAAAUAUUUAUUAAAGAUACAUCACAUAUAACAAAAUUCAGAGAAUGCUUACAAUAUCCCUUGUUCGGAAACUCGCUAGGCGCUUCGCGUACGGCAUAUACGGGCCUAGCGAUUUAUUGAAAAAUCAGAAAAAAAAUCUUUCUCUAUGCAAAUCACAGUAAACACAUAUAUAUAAAGUAAAUUUGCAUAGAUUACAAAGUGCAGUAGCUUUGUCUAGUUGUCUGAGUCCCCCUAAAACUCGUUCAUGUCAAAAAUUUGAUUGUGGGCAAGUGC